Caenorhabditis bovis is the source of this 1299-nucleotide messenger RNA. NCBI's taxonomy places the organism in Eukaryota, Metazoa, Nematoda, Chromadorea, Rhabditida, Rhabditidae. The record is from the annotation of a GenBank genome assembly.
AUGGAUGAUGAUUAUAAUGUGAUCUCUACCGGAUACGGAGACGAUGGCGGAGAACUGCAGUAUCCAGAUGAUGGAGCGGGUGAUGGUGAGGUUUUCGCAAGAAAUGGAAGCGAUGAGAACGAAAGACGGCGAGAUGUGUUGAAUGCACUUGAAGAAACUGGUUUGUCGCGAAAACGAAGAUUUGUGGAAGUCGAAGAGGUUUAUGGCAAAGAUGGACGGCUUUCUCAUCCGCUGGAUUGGCACAUGAGAAUGCCGUUAUUGGGCGAGCAAUUCGAUGAUGGUCGCCGUCUGAAUGUGGCGAAACGGCGAGCACUCGAUGAGCUUGAGAAGAAAAUCAACGAGGCGGCCGUCGAGCGAAACGACGAGCGCGACGAGAGCAUCAUCGGCGAUGAUUUGACGACGUCUGACGCGAAUUCUGUUAGCGCGCUUUGCGAUGAGGAAUUGACGAGAAGAUUCGGAAGAAAACGAGAGAUAAUGAGUACUCCGCCAAUCGACGGUAGUCCAUGGAUCGGAAUCAGCGACGCUGUCAUCGGCAAAAGAAUGUACAUCCGAAUGAUUCGAGAUUCAAGUCGAAUGGAGCCAUUCAUUGACUCGAUAACGAAACAAAUGACGACAUCGAAACUUGGCUAUCGCGCUUUCGAGAAAGUGAUGAAAGAGGCGGAUGAGUUGCGGCACAAGAAACUCGAGGCGGCGAAGAAGGCGCGAGAAGAGCAAAUGCAGAAAAUGAUACAUGGAGAGGAGAUUGUCGGCGGUUCGUCGGCUUCUUCGGAGCCGAACAGUGCACUAUGGGUCAACAAAUACUCGGCGAGAAAUUUUGCCGAACUGCUGUCAGACGAUACCGUCAAUCGCAACAUUCUAACCUGGCUCAAAUUGUGGGACGAGUGCGUGUUCAAGAGGAACAUCGACAGUCUGCUGAGUAGUGUUCCCGAAAAACUGCGCGACGUGUUCCAGAUGGACAACGGCAAAGUGCGGCGUCCCGCGUUCAAAAUGGUCCUUCUCGCCGGACCGGCGGGUCUCGGAAAAACGACGCUCGCCAAAAUUGUGGCUCGUCAGGCCGGCUACACGACCGUCGAUGUGAAUUCGAGCGACGCUCGAACGGUCGCCGAUUUGAAUCGUGUUCUCGAGGGCGCUGUGAAAAUCGCGCGAACGCUCGACGCGGACUCUCGACCAAAUUGUUUGAUUCUCGACGAGAUCGACGGAGCGCCAAUUGACACAAUUCGCCAUUUGAUCAGAUGCCUUCAAGCGGUUGGAAAAAAAGCGAUUCGACGGCCCAUCAUCGGAAUUUGCAACAAUUUGUAA